UUGCAAUAGCUGGCUGGUAAAAAUUUUGGCAAAUUAGGGAACUUGUUUCUACCACCACUUUCUUCUACCAAUAAUGUCUCAGUCUCUCGUUGGACUUGGAUCCGCCUCUUCACUCUCAUCAGCAACGAUCUCUCCAGGAUCUGCCCAUAGAUUCCUCUCAAUCAACAACUCCUCUCUUCGAUUUACAACCGUCAUUUGCGGAACAACCGAGAAUCAUCCAAGGCGGCCCAGCAGCAGCAGUAGUAGCAGAAGAAGAAGAAGAUGGUCCCUCGACGGAAUGACAGCUCUGGUGACCGGCGGCACUCGCGGGAUUGGGCGCGCAAUCGUGGAGGAAUUGGCGGGGCUCGGCGCCGCCGUGCACACCUGUGCUCGGGAUGAGACGGAGCUCAGCCGGUCGUUGCGGGAUUGGGAGGACGAGGGAUUUGGAGUCACGGGUUCGGUCUGCGAUGUGUCUUCUCCAGCUCAGCGGGAGGAGUUAAUGGACGCUGUCUCGUCUGCGUUCAAUAGGAAGCUCAAUAUUUUCAUUAACAACGUAGGAACCAACAUAAGGAAACCAAUGGUGGACUUCACGGCCGAAGAAUUUGCCAUGCUCUUCGCAACAAAUUUUGAAUCUGCUUUCCAUAUGUGCCAACUCGCACAUCCUCUUCUGAAAGCAUCGGGAGCAGGAAGCGUCGUCUUCACAUCCUCAGUCUCUGGUUUCGUAUCGCUGAAGUCCAUGUCUGUCCAUGGAGCAACCAAAGGAGCAAUAAAUCAACUCACAAAGAACUUGGCAUGUGAGUGGGCGAAAGACAAUAUCAGGAGCAAUGCCGUUGCGCCCUGGUACAUAAGAACCUCUAUGGUGGAGCGAGUGCUGAGCAACAAAGAGUAUUUAGAAGAGGUAUAUUGUCGAACACCUCUGGGGCGGCUUGGAGAGCCGAUCGAGGUGGCAUCCCUGGUUGCUUUCCUUUGCCUCCCAGCGUCGUCUUACAUCACUGGUCAGAUCAUUUGUGUAGACGGUGGCAUGUCUGUAAAUGGCUUCUACCCAAGGCAUGAAUAAAAACUUCUCUUUUUUUAACUU
Molecule: messenger RNA, 1057 nt
Organism: Diospyros lotus (date-plum)
Lineage: Eukaryota; Viridiplantae; Streptophyta; Magnoliopsida; Ericales; Ebenaceae
Product: tropinone reductase homolog At5g06060-like
Exons: 5
Coding region: 74-1036 (320 amino acids)
Molecular function (GO): oxidoreductase activity
Source: RefSeq, a predicted model, not a curated record